AUGACAUCAUGUACACAAAAUCAAAAUCCAUUUCUACAUGCCAAUAUAUGGUCGCGAUGCUUUCACAGCUGGAUAGCUCAUUUGCUGACAAAAAAUCACAAACACGGUACACUUCAUCUUACUGAUCUGUACGAUCUUCUACCGGAAUUUGAAUCUACAAAAUUGACGGAUAAACUUGAAGCAAAUUGGUUUGAUGAAAUCAAACAAUAUCCACAAGAGCCAAGUCUUAUUCGAGCUACAUUACGCACUAUGGGAUGGAAACCACUUCUCGUCGGUUGUCUACUUAUCCCAACUGAUGGACCAUUCUCACUAAAAAAUAUUACGUUCAAUGCUCGUCCAGGUGAUUUAAUUUGUAUUAUUGGUCCUGUCGGAGCGGGCAAGGAUUUUGCUCAAUUACCAUAUGGGGCAAAUACUCUUGUUGGCGAUCAAGGUGUCAUGCUAUCGGGAGGUCAAAAAGCACGUGUCAAUUUGGCACGAGCACUUUAUCGUGAUGCAGACAUCUAUCUAUUGGAUGAUCCUCUAUCUGCUGUGGAUGUCAAAGUAUCAAAACAUCUCUUUGAAAAAUCGAUUAAGAGCUGUCUUGGCCAUAAUAUCUGUUUUCUGGCUACACAUCAAGUACAAUUCUUGCGAUAUGCGACGACAAUUAUUAUUCUUGAUAAUAUGGGUACAUAUGCACAAUUACUUGAUUCUUCAUCAUUGUUCGCUAGCCUUCUCAAAGAAACUCAUCAGCAACAACAAAAUCAAUCAGCUAAUCUUGAAAAACAAUCUUCGAUUGAAGAUUCAAAUUUAAUAGAAAAACAAGACACAGAAACAAUCUCAUCAUUACCACCGACAAAUAUCGAGAUGAAACAAGAAGGAACAAUCAAAUGGCGAGUAUAUGUCUCAUAUUUACAAGCUAGUGUUAGCCUUCCUAUUGCUUUACUUCUUAUUGUACUUCUGUUUUUUGCUCAACAAACAACAGCUUUAUUUAGUACUUGGUGGUUAGCAAAAUUAAAUGAUGAUGAAAGUUAUCGAUAUCAGAUUUUUAAGAAUUGCACGACUAUGAAUAUUCAUAAGAGUAAUACAAUGCGGUUAAUGAAUGAUUAUGAAUGGAAAGAACAUCGAAAUCGAGAAUUCUAUACUUAUUGUCUGACAUUAGUUUGUUGGCUAAAUCCAUGGUCACUCAUACCAGCUGUCAUGGCUGGUAGUGUCAUGAUACUGUUACGUAAUUGUUUUUCUCGAUGUUCACGUGAUUUGAAACGACUUGAAAGCUUGACACGUAGUCCUAUCUAUUCACAUUUGACAUCGACUAUUCAAGGACUUAAAGUUAUUCGAUCUUAUCGUGCAGAAGCCAUGUGUUUAGCAGAAUUUCAUUCUCAUCUUGAUAAUAAUAUACGUGCCGAGUAUUUACAUACUACAGUAAAUCAAUGGGCAACAAUUCGUUUCGAUUGGAUUGCACUUAUCUUUAUAACUUGUAUCACAUUUCUUGUUGUAAUUGUACGAAUCGCUCAAUAUCAUUUUACAGUGGCCGAUAUUGCUCUAACACUUUCCUUUAGUCUUAAUCUCACAGGUCUUCUCCAAUGGAUGAUCAGACAAUCUGUAGAAGUCGAGACACAAAUGACAGCUGUAGAACGUGUACUCGAAUAUUGUUCACUCGAGCAAGAACCAUUUACUCAAGUAUCAUUCAAUUGUUGUCCACCGAUAAAUUGGCCAUCGCAUGGACGAAUUAUAUUUGAUAAUGUAUCCAUGUCUCAUUCAACAGAUGAACAUUCACCGCUUGUUUUACAAAACAUUUCGAUGACGAUCGAUGCUGGCGAGAAAGUGGGCAUUGUUGGAAGAACAGGUGCUGGCAAAACUUCUUUCAUUCAAACACUUUUCCGAAUAGGCACUUUAAUCAAUGGUCGCAUCAUAAUCGAUAACAUUGAUAUUGCUUCUGUGGGAUUGAAUGACGUACGACAUAGAAUCUCGAUCAUUCCACAAGAUCCCGUUCUUUUCAUAGGCACAAUAAGAAGUAAUCUUGAUCCAUUUGAUCGUUAUUCAGACACUGAAAUAUGGCGUGCGUUGGAAGAGGUCAUUAUUUAGUCUAUAUCUGAAAUGGCAGUGUGAAUUUCUUAUUGUUACAGGUACAAUUGAAGACAUUAGUGACGAAAGGCAUGUCGAAAGGACUUCACUCUGUAGUGAGUGAGAAUGGCUCUAAUUUGAGUGCCGGUCAAAAGCAGCUCGUAUGCUUGGCGCGAGCUAUUUUGAAGAAAAGCAAAAUACUUGUUAUUGAUGAAGCUACUGCUAAUGUUGAUCAUAUGUGAGUGGAAAAUUUUCAUAGAAAUAAAGUAAUCAGAAUAUUAUUAUUUAGAACGGACGAGCUAAUACAACGAGUCAUCCGUGAUAAAUUCAGACAAUGCACAAUUCUUACUGUGGCUCAUCGUUUGCGUACAGUGAUCGAUAGUGAUCGUAUUAUGGUAAUCGUAUAUCUAAUUCCAUUCUUUUUCUUUAUAUAUAUAUUACUCGUUACUGAAGGUACUUGACAAUGGAAAGUUGCUAGAAUUUGAUACACCCAAAAUGCUACUAUCCAAUCCUAAUUCUCAUUUUCUUUCGCUUGUCGAACAGAUGGAAUCUGCUGAAGUAGAACAUCUUAUAACACUAGCAAAUGCUGCCACAACAAACAGGAAAUCGAAAGUACAAAGAAACGAUAUUGGCAAGAAACUACUGUCAGAUUCCAACGAAAACGAUCCUCUUAUCUUCUAGAUGUCAUCUGUUAUAAUAUAAUAGCUCGAUCAAUGAUUAUUUUACACUAAUUUUUUUCUCCAGUUUUAUCAUUCAACUAAAUAAACAAGAUGUAACGUUAAGGGUUUGUGUGAAUUUGUAUUUUAUGUUUAAUCAGAAGAGAAAGCAUGUAAAGAACUACAUAUUAAAAUAUAAACAUUCAACAGGACUCUGCUAUACGGUUUCAAUCGCCAAACUACCAAAAAAUAGAAGAAAAAGAUAAAAAGAAAAUGAAAGAAGGAAGAUAACCAAGAUAAGAAAAUAACUCGAAGUAUUUGUUGAUUAACAUGCUAACAUUCGAAUACAUUUGUGUGUGGGUGUGGGUGUGGGUGUGGGUGUGGGUAUGGCUGGGUGUGGGGUGGGUGUGGGUGUGGAUGUGGGUGUGGGUGUGGG
Rotaria sp. Silwood2 is the source of this 3132-nucleotide messenger RNA. The record is from the annotation of a GenBank genome assembly. NCBI's taxonomy places the organism in Eukaryota, Metazoa, Rotifera, Eurotatoria, Philodinida, Philodinidae.